Molecule: messenger RNA, 2065 nt
Organism: Microdochium trichocladiopsis
Lineage: Eukaryota; Fungi; Ascomycota; Sordariomycetes; Xylariales; Microdochiaceae
Product: endoplasmic reticulum vesicle transporter-domain-containing protein
Exons: 4
Coding region: 377-1687 (436 amino acids)
Biological process (GO): endoplasmic reticulum to Golgi vesicle-mediated transport; retrograde vesicle-mediated transport, Golgi to endoplasmic reticulum
Cellular component (GO): Golgi membrane; endoplasmic reticulum; endoplasmic reticulum membrane
Source: RefSeq, a predicted model, not a curated record
CGUCGCCAGUCCCGCGACACCAUAGCCGAGCUGACCAGCACUCGAAACCCCGACCUCAACAUUGCUGGGCUGUCUUGUCUCUCUCUCUCUCCACGACGGACAGAUCGCCAGUCUCUGCCUUUUUCCCAGGCAACCGAGAAGCGCAUCUGGUUGCUUCCGUCUCGCAAUCGCGCCCCUGAGAGCUUCCUCUUCGCCCCUCACUUGCCACCCGGCGACAUCAAGUCGAGAGCCACGAGCAACGACACAGCCGCCAAUUCCGACCAAUUCGACUCGCGAGCCAGUCUGCAAGAGUCUCGACACCACGCUUGCGCACGCAAGCCACGGAUUGGACGUCUAGAAUCACGAAUUGCUGCACUGCGCGGCUCGAUCCACAGCCAUGGCUCCCAAGUCGAGAUUCACCAGGCUCGAUGCCUUCACAAAGACCGUCGAGGAUGCCCGGAUACGCACAACCUCGGGCGGCAUCGUCACAAUCAUCUCCCUUCUCGUCGUCCUCUACCUCUCCUGGGGCGAGUGGAGCGACUACCGGAGGAUCGUCAUCCACCCAGAGCUCAUCGUAGACAAAGGCCGAGGCGAGCGCAUGGAGAUCCACAUGAACAUCACGUUCCCCAAGAUUCCCUGUGAGCUGCUCACGCUCGACGUCAUGGACGUCUCCGGCGAGCAGCAGCACGGCGUUCUGGCAGGCGUCCAGAAGUUGCGCCUCGAGGCCCAGUCCAAGGGUGGUAGUGUCAUUGACACAAUGGCCCUGGCUGUGCACAACAAGGCCGAACAAGCGCAUCACCUCGACCCUGCGUACUGCGGCCCUUGCUACGGCGCCACACCUCCUGCCAAGGCUGAGAAGCCCGGAUGCUGCAACACCUGUGACGAGGUUCGCGAGGCGUACGCGGACAAGGGCUGGGCCUUCGGCCGUGGCGAGAACGUCGAGCAGUGCGAGCGCGAGCACUACUCAGAGAAGCUCGAUGGGCAGCGCCACGAGGGCUGCCGCGUGGUGGGCGCAAUCCGCGUCAACAAGGUUGUCGGCAACUUCCACUUUGCGCCCGGCCGCAGCUUCAGCAACGGAAUGGUCCACGUCCACGACCUGCAAAACUACCUCACCAGCCCUGUCCAGCACUCAUUCGAGCACGAGAUCCACCAGCUGCGGUUCGGUCCCCAGCUGCCCGACGACGUCACCGAGAGGAACAGCAAGAACAACCCCUGGACCAACCAUCACCUGAACCCGCUUGAUGACACGCAGCAGCGCACCAGCGACCCCAACUACAACUUCAUGUACUUCGUCAAGGUCGUGCCCACUGCCUACCUGCCCCUGAGCUGGAAGCCCCCGAAGGACUAUGCCACCAAGCGUCAGGACAUGACCUGGCUUGGCAACCUUGGCAACAUUUACGAUGGCAGCAUGGAGACGCACCAGUACUCGGCGACCAGCCACAAGCGCAGUCUCGAGGGUGGCAACGACAAGGCCGAGGGCCACGAGGAGCGUACCCACGCCAAGGGUGGCAUCCCGGGCGUCUUCUUCUCCUAUGAUAUCUCGCCCAUGAAGGUCAUCAACCGGGAAGAGCGCGCCAAGACCUUCGCCGGCUUCCUCGCCGGCAUCUGCGCCGUCGUCGGCGGCACCCUGACCGUCGCCGCCGCGGUGGAUCGCGGCGUGUACGAAGGCGCCACGCGGCUCAAGAAGAUCCGGUCCAAGGACCUCUAAGGGCUUUGCGAUCGAUCUUGCGACUGGCUGGGUGCCAGCCUCUUGCUGCUGCUAGAUGAUGAGAGAGACAGAAGGAGGGGCGGGUGCGGGGGAGGCUUAUGAAGAAGGGAACGGGAAAGCCGAUCUUUCACAUGGCCGAACUGAGCGUCUCAAUGUGCCGGGAAAGAGGAGGAGGGGGGGGGGGGGUUCGCGUGUUGUGUGCUGAGCUUUUCGCUCUGUUUGAAAAUAACUGCAUUGGGUCAUGGAGUUUGAGUUUUGUUUUGUCAAUCUUGGUUUUGGUUUCUUUUGGCUUCUUCUGUGCUCCUGUCUAUAUACAGAUCUCGAUACCGCCGAACUGUGAAAGUCGCCCUUUGAAAUCAAAGAGAAUAUAUCGUGUAC